AUGCCGAGUCUCACGCUGCGCUGCUGGACAGAGAGUCCCUCCGGUUACCCGAAGACGCCGCCCGGGGAAGUUCUGCAGCCGGGGGUGUUCUGCACCCACCUCAUCCCCAGGGGCGUCCGCUUCGGCCCUUUCCAAGGCAAAGUGGUCAACACCAGCGAGAUCAAGAUUUACGAUGACAAUUCCUUGAUGUGGGAGAUUUUCGAAGAUGGUCGCUUGAGCCAUUUUAUAGAUGGGAAAGGAGCCUCGGGAAACUGGAUGUCCUUAGUAAACUGUGCCAGGUUCCCAGAGGAGCAGAAUUUGACAGCUAUUCAGUGCCAAGGCCAAAUAUUUUAUGAAAGCUGUAAAGAAAUCUUACCCAACCAGGAGCUGCUGGUGUGGUAUGGAGACUGUUAUCUGCAGUUCCUGGGCAUCCCCAUCAGUUUGAAAGGGGCGACAGAAGGAAAGGGACCCCAGCAACAACCCGAAGAAUCUGGCGAGAGUUACAAAUGCGAGAGAUGUGGAAAGGUAUUUGCCUACAAAUACUACAGAGACAAACAUUUGAAAUACACUCGUUGCGUAGAUCAAGGAGACAGAAAAUAUCCUUGCCAUCUUUGCAACCGAUCGUUUGAAAAGAGAGACAGACUGAGGAUCCAUAUUCUUCAUGUCCAUGAGAAACACAGACCUCACAAGUGCUCAGUAUGUGGGAAGAGUUUUUCUCAGUCCUCCAGCCUGAACAAACACAUGAGGGUGCACUCCGGAGAGCGGCCCUACAAAUGUGUGUACUGUAACAAGGCAUUUACUGCCUCCAGCAUCCUGCGCACUCACAUCCGCCAGCACUCGGGAGAGAAGCCCUUCAAGUGUAGACACUGUGGCAAAGCCUUUGCCUCCCAUGCGGCUCACGACAGCCACGUGCGGCGCACACACAGCAAGGACAAAGGCUGCACUUGCGCUGUGUGUGGCAAGAACUUCCUGGAGCAGGAGGAAUUCCGAUUCCAUAUGAAGUUCCAUGCUGCUCUUUAGCCAACCACCCUGCGUUUGGAGCUGCAUGUAGCUGUGUGGGUGUGUUUGGUGUGUACGUUUCAGAAGAUGAAAUUCAUCCUUGUGCUGGAGAUGAGCCCGGGGCCUAGGCAUCAUUCACAUCCCCUCAUGGAUGGGUUGGGUGGUGCCUUGGCCUUGUGCUGGGAACCCCCACAGGGGUGCAUGUCCCCUCAGAUAAAUGUCUCUUACGUGAGUGUCACCAUGAAUGUUUUUGUGCUUCCAAUGUGGUGUCUCCAUGGACUGUCCAGAAUGAUGUACAGAAACUCCUUUGGCUGUGUUGUUAUGAGGUGCAUUUUAUAAAACGAGUGUAGCACGUUUACUUUUGGGGAUCCACCCCAGUACUGAAGCUUAUUUUCCCCUAUUAGCUGGUUAUUAUUUUAUGAAGUGUAUAGUUCCAGCCAUUUUAAUGCACGUUUAAGGCACAAGUCUAUUUUUGUGAAUGAAUGUGAGCUGGCUGUGAUGUGUAUUGCCUGUUCAAGUAGGGCACGUGUGUUUCUGGCCAUUUAGUUCCAUAUUCAGUGGCAUAUUGGCUGAGAAAAACACUGGGGACAUCCUGUUGGGGCUAGACCAUUCCAUGUAGGGGCAGAGUGGAGCCCACAUACCCCAGCGGGGGCAGCAGGAUGCACUCUGCUUCAAGAAGGUAGCACCCAAGCAUGUAAAGGGUGCGUGCUUGGUACUAAAUAGUUGUGGGUUAGAGCACUGGGGCCACCCCGCUCUGCUGACCAGUGCAGGCUGGGGAUGGAGCUAUGGUUCUGCCUCCUUUCCAUCUCAUUAGGGGAGUAGAGUGGAAACAGGCCCCUAGCUUCCCAGAUAUGGGGGCUGCAAUUCUGCUGGCUCUUCCUUGAGUCAGUCACAUAACUAGGAAAAGGCUGCAUACAGCCUCUGCUUUGUGCACCCAUGUAGGGCAUGUCUACACAGCAACUAGACACCCACAGGCCGACUCCUGGGGGGCUGUUUCAUUGCUGUGUGGAGUUUUGGUCUCGGGUUGGAACCCGAGCUCUGGGA
Dermochelys coriacea (leatherback sea turtle) is the source of this 2022-nucleotide messenger RNA. RefSeq names its product PR/SET domain 14 (gene PRDM14). The transcript is spliced from 6 exons. Gene Ontology annotation, molecular function: protein binding; RNA polymerase II transcription regulatory region sequence-specific DNA binding. Lineage: Eukaryota; Metazoa; Chordata; Testudines; Dermochelyidae. The record is from RefSeq and is a predicted model, not a curated record. The coding region runs from base 1 to 999 and encodes 332 amino acids. Gene Ontology annotation, biological process: regulation of transcription by RNA polymerase II. Gene Ontology annotation, cellular component: nucleus.